AUGAUUGUGAAUAGGAAGGCGGCUGACAUGAAAUGCUCAAAGAAGCUAUCUCUGCUAAUGCAGUCACGAAUGAGACUCUCGCAGGAACAGUCCAUUGUGCUGAGUGCAGUGCUGAGUGGGAAGAACGUCUUCUUUACAGGCAGUGCUGGGACUGGGAAGUCAUAUCUGCUGAAAAAGAUUGUGGGUUCACUCCCUCCAAAGAGCACCUAUGCUACAGCCAGUACAGGAGUGGCAGCUUGUCAUGUUGGUGGCACCACGCUCCAUGCCUUUGCAGGUAUUGGUUCUGGGAAAGCUCCGCUAGAUCAGUGUAUUGAGUUGGCUCAAAGAACUGGAGUGCGUCAGCAUUGGUUGAGCUGCCAGCACUUAAUUAUUGAUGAGAUUUCAAUGGUGGAGGGCCAGUUUUUUGAUAAACUGGAGGCAGUAGCCAGAGCUGUCAGGAAACGGGAUGACCCAUUUGGAGGAAUACAGCUGAUCAUCUGUGGGGACUUCUUACAACUGCCACCAGUCAGCAAAAGCAAUGAGGAAACCAAGUUCUGCUUCCAGGCAAAGAGCUGGAGGAAAUGCAUCCACGUGAACAUGGAGCUGACAGAAGUGCGGAGACAGACUGAAAAGAGCUUCAUCUCACUCCUGCGUACAAUCCGCCUGGGCAGGUGCACAGAUGAAGUCACCAGGCAGCUGAUGCAAACAGCUACCAACAGGGUUGAGAGAGAUGGGAUCCUUGCAACUCGUCUCUGCACCCACAAGGAUGAUGUGGAACUAACAAAUGAGAGACGGUUGCAACAGUUACCAGGAGAAAUGCACUCCUAUGAGGCUGUGGAUAGCAAUCCCAUGCUAGUCAAAGCAAUUGAUGCUCAGUGUCCAGUAAGUCACUGUAUUCAGUUGAAACCAGGAGCCCAGGUGAUUCUUACUAAGAACCUGGAUGUGUCCCGGGGUCUGGUGAAUGGGGCAAGAGGGGUUGUGGUUGAAUUUGAAACUGAAGGGAAGGGACUGCCCCGUGUGAGGUUUCUUUGUGGGGUCACAGAGGUAAUCAGGCUGGAGCGAUGGGUCUUCAAAGGUCCAUCUGGAAUUUAUCUGAGUCGUCAACAGUUACCUCUAAAAUUGGCAUGGGCCAUAUCCAUCCACAAGAGCCAGGGCAUGUCAUUAGACUGUGUGGAGAUCUCCCUGUCUCGUGUCUUUGAAAGUGGUCAGGCUUAUGUAGCCCUUUCCCGAGCCCGUAGCCUUGAGGGCCUCCGGGUUUUGGAUUUUGAUCCCAACGUUGUGAGAGCCAAUCCGUACGUGCUACAGUUCUACAAUCACUUACAGAAAGAACAACUUCUAUCUCAGGCUUCUCUACACAGAUACACUGAAGCAGAGGAGAAGGAGAAUGGGAAAUCUAGCUGAGGAUACCCUGGGCACUUCUGUGCGGCACAAGCACAGACUGUUCUGGUUUCAGCAGCCCAGCUGUUGUGCACAUCUUAUACCACUGGUGAAAUUUUGCUUCAUCUAUGUUUCUGCUUCAUUGGCUCAAAGGCCACACCUGCCCACUGUGAAAACACUAGAUGUUCAGGCAGUUAACUUUUUGGGGAAGAUUCUACCUCUGCUUACGUCCUGUUGGUUUAGGGUUGAGGAUAGCAUCACACCCCAGCCUCUCUACACAAGUAUGCAUACAUCAGGAAAUGUGGGACUUGUCCUUGGCAACCUGGAGGAGAAAUGAGAUGUGGCUCUCCCCCUUCUUCCCCUGAACUGGAGCCUACUAGCUGUGGCUGUCAUCACACAGAAAGGGUACUGAAGAGCAAUUAGCAUACUUGUAGCACCAGCAUUCCAUCUCCAGCUGGUGAAGUGCUAACAAUCAGGAUGGCACUCUGCAGGUCAAGUAAGGUGCACCCUGGCUUUAGAGCCAUUUUAUGCUAUCCAUGUGUCACCUGUUGAUGUAGGGAGGGUUCACUAGUUUUACUGCUGGGUGAAGUUAAUGUGGAAUCAUAAACUGUCCUCUUAAUUUUGCUGGUACUUUAUGACAAUAAAAGGAUGUAUCUACUGCAAUCGGUCAUAGCAAGUACUAGAAGUAGGAGUAGAGGGGAUUAUGGGUAUGUCAUGCAUUCACAGGCUCUGGGUAUGACCCAACCUUCAAAC
Terrapene triunguis (Three-toed box turtle) is the source of this 2109-nucleotide messenger RNA. RefSeq names its product PIF1 5'-to-3' DNA helicase (gene PIF1). The coding region runs from base 1 to 1380 and encodes 459 amino acids. The record is from RefSeq and is a predicted model, not a curated record. The transcript has 12 exons. Gene Ontology annotation, biological process: DNA repair; telomere maintenance. Gene Ontology annotation, molecular function: ATP hydrolysis activity; DNA helicase activity. Lineage: Eukaryota; Metazoa; Chordata; Testudines; Emydidae.